This is a messenger RNA of Portunus trituberculatus (swimming crab), 2179 nucleotides long. RefSeq lists its product as uncharacterized. Gene Ontology annotation, cellular component: membrane. The record is from RefSeq and is a predicted model, not a curated record. The transcript has 9 exons. Bases 1 to 918 code for a protein of 305 amino acids. NCBI's taxonomy places the organism in Eukaryota, Metazoa, Arthropoda, Malacostraca, Decapoda, Portunidae. Gene Ontology annotation, molecular function: ligand-gated monoatomic ion channel activity.
AUGGCAGUAAAGGCCCAUGCCAUUCCUCGGAUUGGUGUUCCCUGGAUGCCGCUGAAGGAUAUGGCCCGUAACGUUGCUGCUCUGUGGUUGAUGAUGUCUUUCACAUUGAGCUCUGUGUAUCGAUCAAACCUGAAAGCCAUGAUCAUAUUUCCGAGGAUCCAUCUCCCAUUCUCUUCUCUAGAUGAACUGGCAGAUUCUAAUAUCGAUAGCAUACUUGUUAACGGAUCGGCCAUACACACACACAUAAUGGUAGUUCCUGAGUGGUUCUGUGACUGCUUGAGAGGUAAUGUUAUUGGAACCCUGCUGUCCAAAUCUCCAGGAAUGUUUUAUAAACCUUUACCUGGUGUAUUGUUCGUGAGCCACCAUUACAAGAUGGCAACUUGGAGCUCACCUGGCCAUCCUGAACACCCUCCUGACCACCCUCCUAACCAGGCAGCUGACACUGAAUGGGAGACUAUGUUUUUACAGACCAUACUGAAGUGGGACGAGCAACAAGAAUCACACUACAACAUACUUACUGCAGAAAAAUACGGUUCACUGCUGCAGGAGUUGACUAAUAUUCGCUCCUUACCGCAGUCGGGCAGGUGUAACUAUUACACAUUGUCUCGAGGAUUCCUUGGACCUCUCAGUCUCAGUCUUGCGUUCCCUAAAGGCUCACCGCUCCGGAGAAAAUUUAACCAAAUCAUCACCAGGUUGCGGGAAUCUGGCAUAAUGAUGAAACUAUUUACUAACGGUAUGGUUAACAGUACUCAAUGCAUCUCACACACUGGCUCCUACUACUUGUUUGCUGCCAAAGAAAGACCUCUCCAACUGAAGGAUUUUUAUGGAGUAUUUUUGGUUUACACUAUAGGGCAGUUUUUGGGAUUAUGUCUUUUCUUCGUGGAGCUGGGCCGCAGCGGACAACGAUUACACACCUAAACGUCUCUUCCAUCUACAGAAACCAAUUUCACCGAAUUCUGAAGCAUCAUCUUGUUAUUCUUGACACAUGUCUUAGAAAUCAGUUCUAAAUAUAGAUGUUAUAAACCUUAGUAUUUACUUUUUAGGCUCUGAUAUGUUUAAAUAUCUGUUAUGGUCUUUCAUUUACUGUUACUAUAUGCCUUGCUUGUUUCAAAGAUGACGUUCAACGCUAUACUUUGCUCUCUCUCUCUCUCUCUCUCUCUCUCUCUCUCUCUCUCUCUCUCUCUCUCUCUCUCUCUCUCUCUCUCUCUCAAGUUUUCAAGGUUACACAGAUGAAUUGUCAGAUUUUUAAGGGUAUUUUUCACAAUUAACAAAUAUCACUGGCACCAUGAAAACUCACUUGAAAAUCCCAAUAACUUCCACUGCAGCCUCUCAAACUUUGGAAUCAUGAAAACCCCAAUAACUUCUACUGCAGCCUGUCAAAUUAUAGAACCAUGAAAACCUUAACAACUUACAGUGCACCCUACCAAACUAUCACUGGCACCACCCAUGGAAACCUCAAUAACUUCCAUUGUAAUCUGUCAAACUAUAGAACCACAAAAAUCUCAACAAAUUACACUGUAGCCUGUCAAACUAUAGAACUAUGAAAACCUCAACAACUUCCACUGCAGCCUGUCAAAUUAUCACCGGCAUCAUGAUAACACCCCUGAAAACCUCAAUAACUUCCAUUGCAAUCUGUCAACCUAUAGAAUCACAAAAAUCUCAACAACUUCCACUGUAGCCCGUCAAAUUAUCAGUGGCACCAUGAAAACACCCUUCAAAACCCCAAUAUCUUCCACUACAGCCUGUUUGAAGUGGUAGAGACAAGAGAGCAGAUACAGAAAGUACAAGUUAAUGUGUUACUGUAUCCUGUGUUUACUUCUGUGUUGUUUUCAAUUGCUGCUUCAAACUGUAAUAGACCGUGUUGCAUUCAGAGGUAAAUAUUAAAUUGAUAAAUUAUUAAGCCUGGUCUUCAUAUAUGUUAGAUUAACGUGUGUGUGUGUGUGUGUGUGUGUGUGUGUGUGUGUGUGUGCAGAGCUACACGCACAUAAUCCGAGGAACCUUUGAUCAUAGAAGCAGAGAUCAAAUAAAAUAAGAAAUAACAAUAACAUUUGAAUAGAUGAAUAAAUAAAUAAAUAAAAAAAAAUACAAAAUAAUAAUAAAAAUAAUUGUUGGCGCCAGGGGUUUGAAUGAUGUUGACGCCAGGGGUUUGAAUUUGACUCACUUGGGUUGUGAGGGAGAA